GUUUAUCCAUAAAGAUCAUUUGCAACUCAAAGGGGAAAAGGGGAGAGAGAGAGUGUGUGUAAAAGAUGCCCGCAGGUCACGGUGUUCGUUCUCGAACAAGGGAUUCAUUCUCCAGGCCCUUUAGGAAGAAGGGUUACAUUCCCCUGUCCACUUACCUCAGGACCUACAAGAUCGGUGACUAUGUUGACGUCAAGGUAAACGGCGCCGUUCACAAGGGUAUGCCCCACAAGUUCUACCAUGGCCGCACCGGUCGUGUCUGGAACGUCACCAAACGAGCUAUCGGUGUUGAAGUCAACAAACAGGUCGGUAACAGGAUAAUCAGGAAGAGGAUCCAUGUACGAGUGGAGCACGUACAGCCAUCACGAUGCGCCGAGGAAUUCAAGCUGAGGAAAGUGAAGAAUGAUAAACUAAAAGCAGAGGCUAAGGCAAAGGGUGAAGUCAUCAGCACAAAGAGACAACCAGAGGGACCUAAACCCGGUUUCAUGGUGGAGGGUGCUACAUUGGAAACAGUCACCCCCAUUCCAUAUGACGUUGUUAAUGAUCUCAAGGGUGGUUAUUAGAUCUACACUUCUUUUCUUUUUGUGGUUUUUGCUGUUUUAAUUUUCUAGA
Molecule: messenger RNA, 609 nt
Organism: Hibiscus syriacus
Lineage: Eukaryota; Viridiplantae; Streptophyta; Magnoliopsida; Malvales; Malvaceae
Product: 60S ribosomal protein L21-1-like
Exons: 3
Coding region: 66-560 (164 amino acids)
Biological process (GO): translation
Cellular component (GO): cytosolic large ribosomal subunit; ribosome
Molecular function (GO): structural constituent of ribosome
Source: RefSeq, a predicted model, not a curated record